Messenger RNA from Penicillium macrosclerotiorum, 1299 nucleotides. Its product is annotated as MOSC domain protein. Bases 1 to 1299 code for a protein of 432 amino acids. Lineage: Eukaryota; Fungi; Ascomycota; Eurotiomycetes; Eurotiales; Aspergillaceae. The transcript has a single exon. The record is from RefSeq and is a predicted model, not a curated record. Gene Ontology annotation, molecular function: catalytic activity; pyridoxal phosphate binding; molybdenum ion binding.
AUGUCUUCCGAUGCGAAUGUCUCGGGGUUUUUGUCUCCGGGGGGCAUUGUUCUCUCCCCUUCCAUUCUGGUCCUGUUGGUCUGUUGUCUUCCCAUUUUGGUCCUGUUUCGUCCGAGCCGAUCUCAUCGCCCCAAGGGAUGUCGCCGGUUAGGCCUAUCUCAUGGACAGAGCAAUCUCAAUGAUGAGUUUGACCCUCGAUACAGCGACGCUGUGCCUGUUACCCAGCGCGAUGCCAAUGGUCUGCCAUCGUGGCGCGUCAAAGCCCUGUUCACCUUCCCACUGAAAUCAUGCGGCGGCAUUGAACUUGAAACGUCCGAGGUGGUGCCAACGGGUCUGAAAUUUGACCGCCAAUUUGUUUUUGCGGAGCAAACCACCGAUGGCUGGAAUUGCCGGACCUUGCGCAAUGCUGGGUUUCAACGUCUCGCAUUGAUCCAUCCGGAAAUCUGGGUCCCAGACCCUACUACCCCGGAUUAUGCACCGACUCUGCCCGAGGUACAGUCUCAGGGUGUGAUGCUGAUCUCGUACCCUCGGCUUGCUCCACUGGGUCUCCUAGGAUCUUGGAUCAAGAUGGCUAUGACGAUUGGCCUCCUUGAGAGCCGACGCACGUUCUGUGUCCCCCUUCUCCCACCCAAAGGCAGUAAUUUCCCAGUCCAGCCGGUCAGGAUCUGGAAAGACAAGCCUCUGGCAUUCGACUAUGGAUCCUUGCUCCCCGAUUCAUUGCACGCCUACCUUGGCUUUGAACCGUCUACCUCCCCCUUGACUCUUUUUCGGGCCAACCCAGCCCACCAUCGGGAAAUCUUUCGCAAUGCGCCGUGCAAAGAGCAAAUUGGGUUCCAGCCCAACACCGCCUUUGCCGAUGCAUAUCCCAUCCAUCUCCUGAAUCUAGCUAGUCACCGGGAUGUGGCUAUUCGGUGCGCGUAUGCGAUUCCUCGGCUAAGUAUCCGGCGAUUCCGCGCGAACAUCAUCAUCCAGGGCCCAGAGGCGUUCGCGGAGGACCAUUGGAAGCGGCUGGAGAUCGCCGGAGUCGAGAUCCAUGCGGCAUGCCGCACAGUGCGAUGCCGUUUGCCGAAUGUGGAUCCCGAUUCAGGUGAUCGUCAUAAGGCCGAGCCAGAUCGCACGCUUAAGGCGUAUCGUCGAAUAGAUGAUGGGGAUCGGACGAAUGCAUGCUUAGGCAUGCAGCUUGUGCCCGCCAUUGAGCAGUUUGUUCUCCGCGUUGGAGAUGAAGUCCGAGUUUUAGAGACUGGCGAGCACCGGUAUAUCAAGAUGCUAGCCCCUGGGGAGAAGGUGGAAGGUGUCUAG